This is a messenger RNA of Diatraea saccharalis (sugarcane borer), 2211 nucleotides long. The record is from the annotation of a GenBank genome assembly. NCBI's taxonomy places the organism in Eukaryota, Metazoa, Arthropoda, Insecta, Lepidoptera, Crambidae.
GUCAAAAAGCGUCUAUGUGCGUUCUUCGCCGCGCUUUAUUUCUACAAUUUGUUUUAUUUAGAAUCUACUUCACAUAAUAAUUAAUUAUUCUGUUUAAAUGAAGUUAACAGUAUGGGCGCCAAAACACCCUGCAAGUUAAAACUGCGGCGGCCGACAUACAAAUGUAACCAGUGCUCGAGAAACUUCCUCAGUACCCAAGCUUUGAAGAGCCACCAGUAUUGCGUGCAUAAAAUUAAAGGAAAUGGAAGGCCAGUCAGAGAGAAGUCGAAAUUGACAAAUUUACCCGAGAAAUCUGUUAAAAAUACAGAUGUAAUGUUAAAGAAGGUGCCACAAACUGUAGAAGCUAAUGUUGAAAACAGUGUGACUUUAAAUAAUGAGGAUAACAGAAAAAUUGAAUUUGAGUGUCCUCAAUGUUUGAAGAUGUUCUCUGUAUACUUUUCGGCGUUCAAACAUAUACAAAGGGUUCAUUGCAUCAAUGAGAAAGGUCAAAGAGUGGCAUCCAGUUCUUCGGACAUAAUAAAACCAGUAAGAGUGGAGCUAUGCACGAAGUGCAAUAUUCGCGUACGUACCAACGAACGUCACAGAUGCUCCGACGCGAACGUCGACUCAAAUGUAUUGGGAAUCAAGGCCAUUUGUACUGGAUGCAAACAACAGUUCGCCAGUAUUCAGUUAUUCGACUUGCAUGUCACUGGGUUGCAUUGUGACAAGAUAGAAGGCAUGUUCUUCCCAACAAAUAUCGAAUUCCUCCAGUGGAAGAACAACAUGGAGAACGAAACCAGUAACAGAUACCUGAUACUAAAUAAAUGUUCUGCGAAACAGACGUACCGGUGUUCUUUCUACCUUGCAACAGAUAAAAACGAGAAAGAUGAGGUGUCCCAUUUCUGUCCAUCCAGUAUUAUCGUCCGCGAAUUCUCCAAAGGGGUACAAGUGCAUUUCUAUAAGCAACAUUACGGUCAUCCGUGUCCAGAAUACAACAUACCCAAGCAGUUCAGCAAAUACACUAUCACAUCCCUAAUGGAAGCAAAAACGAAAGCACAAUUAGACGUCGUCGACAUGUCCGAUGAUACAGAUCUGUAUGUACAAUUCAAAACACUGAUGGACAACAUUGUACUGGACGCGGCAAAAGUUAAAAUUAACCAUUUAAAAGUUUUAAUAGGUAAAGCUUUAGAGAUGUCCACUAUUUUAAAACAGUAUAUCGGUGAUGAAGAUUAUGACGAAUAUCCGAAGACGGCACCACUAAACAAAACCAUGACAGACGAUCAAAUAACGACAGCCCUGGAAACGUUCACUAAAGAUAUUAAGAAAAGGAAAAGUACUACAGUUGCAGUCACUCCGAACGCUAACCCUACAGUAGCAUUAAAGAGGCAAAAGAUUACAACUCCUAACACCGAUCUCACUGAUACGAAAAAAGAUGUUAUUUCGAUAGCAAUACCACCAAUAAAGACUUACAGUAAUAGAAGUAAACAAAAAACACCAAUUAUACUUAAUACUUUCUCAUUAGCCGACGAGGUAGUCAAUGAGGAAGACUCAAAAGAACUACUUAAAGAAAUUGACCUUCCCAAAAUUAACCCUAAAAUUUCAUCACCGGCUUCUUUAUCUUUAUCUUCGUUCAACGAUUCUUACAGAGAAUUCGUUGAUAAGAACUUCACAGCUAAAGCGGAUUCAAAAUCCAACAGUAAAAAAGAAGCUCAAACGAAUGCAAAUCAAAAUACAAAAGAGAAAAUUAAAGUGUUAAGUAAAAACGAUAUCAAUGAAAGAGUUGAACUUAGGCUUCCCGUAGAUAUUAAUAAAAAUAAUAAUGUCAAUAUUAAAAGUAUACAAAAAAUCGAAAAGAACAAUAGUAUCACUAAUAAUGAUACUAUUAAUAAAACUAAGGAACUAAAUAAUAGUCGUCCUAUUAAUAAAACUAGGGAGCUAAAUAAUAGUCGUACCAUUAAUAAAACUAAGGAACCUAAUAAUAGAAGUUCUAUUGAUAAACAGAAAGCUAACAAUAUUAAAAAAUAUCCAACAGUUAAGAAAGGUAGAGUUGAUAAAAAGAAAGUUAUGAAAACAAAGAUAGGUCAGUUCAAGCCGAGCUUAUCACCCAAAAAAACUGAAUCUACUAAAGGUAAUAGAGAUUUAAACAAAAGAAAUAGUAAGUCGAAACUCGAAUUCGAUUACGAAGUGAAAGAACAGGAGAAUGAUUGUAACAUAUUAAUUUUAAAGAUAUGA